Messenger RNA from Spodoptera exigua (beet armyworm), 2263 nucleotides. The record is from the annotation of a GenBank genome assembly. Lineage: Eukaryota; Metazoa; Arthropoda; Insecta; Lepidoptera; Noctuidae.
AUUGAAUUAUUUCGAUCAUCGUGUUUACCAUUACAAGCAAGUCAUUAUAUUAAAAGCUAAGCUUGUCAUUUUCGGAAGAAAUAGAUGAAAUAAAUUAUUACACUAGCUAUAACUGAACAUGAGUACAUUACAGAAGAUUCUCAGCUGUAAGUACAAGAAUCUUUAGAUUUUUAUGCAGUAAAGACGUAGGAAUAGAUUUAAAUAUUUUAUGUUGUCGGUGGAUGAAAAUGGAAGAUAAACUAACCUCCGUAAAGUAUUUUUAAUAUAUCUAGAGCACUUGACUUUCAGAAUUUUUUGGAUUAUAAAUAUAUCUUAGAACUACAAAAUGAGUCAGAGUGUAGAUGUUGUUGAUUUAAUUUCUACGUUACUGGAUAAUGAAAAAUAUAAGGAGGCCCUAAAUGCGUCUCAUGAGAAAAGAUUAACUGCAGCUUAUAAGGAUAAUUGUUGGGAUUUAAUAUCUGUAAUUGUGGGUAAAAUUCAAGAUGAUAGUGUUACUAUAAAACCAUCACUAUAUGGCACCUGUGAACAAUUGUUAUCAAUAAUUAUUGAGGAAUGUGCUCCAGAGGAAGCUCUGCUAGAGUUUAUAGAGUUAUUAGAACUUGCGAAGAAUGAUGCUCAAUUUGGGAUUAUUUUACCAGCACUUCAACAAAUUCUGAAAAAAAAGUCUUUUAAAAGGGGAAGAUCUUUGGAAUGGUGUUUUAAUUCAAUAAGCUCUUACAUUGAAAAUAUUGCUGUAUCUGAACACCAAUUGGAAGGUGAGGAAAGGUUGUUGAUGGAUUCUGAUCCUAACAUCAGGAGGAUUAUAAGGGUAUACAGCCUGUUACCCCCAUUCUACAGAUAUUUUAUUGAUGAGAUCAUUCAAGUUGAUUCAACCUGCAACAACAAUGUGCACACAAAACAAAUAAUAACAGCCUUUCUGAUAAGUCUUCUUGGGAAACCUUUGAUUUACAUUGAUAUGGAUCCAGAAACAAAUGCAAACAGUGAAGCUAGACUAAACUGUUCAAUUAUUGUAAAAGACAUUUGUAGUCUUGAGAAAAAUAUUUUAAAAUUCUUAGUAUACUUAGAAGCCAGUGAUAGAGACUCAAAGAAGAAACCUGCAAAGGGUAAUGAUAUGGAAGAAGAGAAGUUGCCUUAUGAACAUGAAGAAAAGAUCAACUUGACCACAUUAUCUGGCUUGUUCUAUACUGUUCUAUCAGGACAUUUUCAAAUACCAGAAACUGCAAUACCACAAGUGUAUAGCUUAGAAUAUAUACUCCAUACAGCAAUGCUUUCUGUGAUUCACUUACUGAAUUUUCCUGAAUAUGGCCCAUUGACCAAAGCACUUGCUUUAUGUGAGGUCAUAGUUAAUCGCUUCCCCAAUAGGCAGUCACAUGAACUUCUAUCAUCAUCUGUGCAUUUUCGUAUGUGCAAAGGAUUAUUUAAUGUAGCUAUAUACUCUAGUUAUGAAUCUAUUCGUAAAAAGUCAGUAGCCUUGAUUGGACAACAAAUUAAUAAAUUUGAUUACAAAGGAAGAUGUGCACUAAUUAAAUAUUUGAUUGAAGUAUCAAAUCAUUCAGGCAUGAUUGGCUAUGCAAUAACUUUAUAUAAAAGCUCAUUAAAUGAAGCCUUUGAGGAUCCUUGUAUAGAUGAUUGUUUCAGGGGUCCUCAAUUAUUAAACAUGUUAAAAAAAAUAUGCUAUCUUCCUCAUGGUGCCGAGUCAGAUCUUGUUGAACUUGCUGAUCAAAUUAUAACUGCUUUAAAUUUUCUUAGAUAUUUAGCUUUAAAAGAUACAAAAAAUUUAACAGGUAUCCGGGAUUGCUUUUCGUAUAUUGAAAAUAAUUAUUUAGAACAGCUAAGAGUUGGAUUAAAUAUGUCAAAAGCUCACUAUGAGGUUAAGCUUAAGGAUAUUGAAGAAGGAAAAAAUCUACCUGGAAGCAAUAUAAAUGUAUCUGUUAAUGUAGGUGGAAAUGUAUUGGACAAGAUACCUGAAGAAAAUGUGAAAGAAAUGAUAUAUUCCGCUUUGAAUGCUUUUCAUCUAAUUGAAGGUUUAAUAGGACGUUUAUGUGAAUGUAUAAAUAUAAAUAAAAUGCAGCAGUUACAAAUGUAAUGUUAAUAAAUAUAAAAGCUAAGCUUUGUUUUAUACAAGUAAUAAAUAAUUUUACUGUCAUAUAGUAACUAUUUGUUUAUUUUGUUCUAAGCUCCUCAAAAUUGGCAUAAUCCUAGUCAUUUUUUUAUUAGUUAUAUAUUUAUUUUGUUAACAGCCUUGAAGAAUGGCCGUAGGACC